CUUCUUUUAUAAAUAAGGAGCAAGAGGAUUUUCAUAUCAGUGCUUACAAAUCUCUCUCUUUCUCUCUCUCUCUCACUGGCAGACAUGACAAUCGAAUUCAAGGUCGAGGUCGUCGCCAAAGAGACCAUCAGUCCGUCGUCUCCGACGCCAGACCAGCUGAAGAAUUUCAAGCUCUCCAUCUUCGACCAACUCAGUCCCAUCCUCUACAUCUCCGUCCUCCUCUUCUACACCUCGGACGUGAGCGUUUCGCCUCCCCACCACCGGUCGAGUCGUCUCAAGUUGUCGCUCUCGAGAGCGCUCGCUCACUUCUACCCCCUCGCCGGGAGGAUCAGGGACAACCUCCACAUCGACUGCGACGACGGCAGCGGUGCUGAGUUCGUCGAAGCCAAAGUCAACUGCCCUCUCUCCCACAUCCUCAACUGCCCCUGCCCGGCCUUGCUGCGCAAGCUCCUUCCCAUCGACACCGAGUCGCCAGAGGCCUCUACCGGACGCCUCUUGCUCGUCCAGGCCAAUACCUUUGGAUGUGGCGGCCUCGCUGUUGGGGUCUGCGUCUCCCACAAGAUCGCUGACGCCUCCACCCUAAGCACCUUCAUCAAGGGGUGGUCCGCCGCUGCCCUCCAUGGUGAAGUCAACGCUGGUGUUGAAAUCCCGCCGCUCGACACGGCGUCAGCGCAGUUCCCGCCACUGGCAGAAUUAGCUGCCACCUCAACCGUGGUGGUGCUCCCGAAAGUGAGGUGCACGACAAGGAGGUACGUGCUCGAUCCCACUGAGAUCACCCCGCUUGCUGCCAGUGAGGCCGUGCCGGAGCCGACCCGGGUGGAGGCUGUGGCGGCCCUCAUGUGGAGGUGUGUGGCCCGCGCUACAAGGAAGAACGAUCCUGGGCGGCGAUCACUGCUGUCCCAAGCAGUGAACCUCCGGGGGCGGCUCCCAAAGCCGCUCCCAGAGACCACGGUCGGGAAUUUCGUCGGGGGCUUCCAGGUGGAGAUUCCGCCCCAAGCAGAGGAGAGCGAGAUGGAGCUGAAGAAGUUGGCGAGCAACAUGAGGGAGGCGAAGAGGGAGUACUUCGAGAACUACACGCCAAGGCUGAGCGGUGGUGGAGUGAGCUGCAUGGCGGUAGUCGAGGCCGCUACCAAGUUCGGCAUGCUGAUCAACAGCGGAGCCGUCGACUUCUACAACUGCAGCAGCUGGUGUGGGCUCGGGCUCCACGACGCCGCAGACUUUGGGUGGGGGAGGCCGGCGUGGGUCAGCCUUGCCGGGGUGGAGUACAAGAACAGCAUUGUCCUGGUGGACGCGAGGGACGGGGACGCCGUCGAGGUCUGGCUGACGCUGAGCGAUGCCGACAUGGAUGCGCUUGACGCUGAUGAGGAGCUGCUCCGGUUCACUUCCCUGAACCCCAGCGUCUCCGGCUUGUCCAUUCCGUGAGAAUUUAUUGCUCCGAGUGUGUAAAAAACCCCAGAAAAUAUCACGCAGAAUUGUCCUAUAUUGACAGCGCAUGACGAGAUAGAUUCCACGAUUAAAAAGGAUACAAACUAGAAAAAGAACAAAUCUAGUGAAUAAAAUUGAAACAAACUCGAACGAGAUUACUUAAAUUUCUUAUGUUUUUUUUUUG
Molecule: messenger RNA, 1609 nt
Organism: Syzygium oleosum
Lineage: Eukaryota; Viridiplantae; Streptophyta; Magnoliopsida; Myrtales; Myrtaceae
Product: BAHD acyltransferase At5g47980-like
Exons: 1
Coding region: 85-1422 (445 amino acids)
Source: RefSeq, a predicted model, not a curated record